AGAGAAGGAAAUAUGCUGGAGCAGUGUUCAACAUUUCUCAGUUUGAAAGAAUCGCCUUUUCAUACAAAAAUAAGCCGAUAUCUAUUCUACUUUAUUUGGAUGUUAGUCGAUACAUUGUGUUUUGUUUUGGGGACUGUAUGCAUGGUUUUAAUGGUGAGAAAUUCAGAAAUAAUCACUGAAUGGUUUGUUGAGCAUACUAGAGCACCUGGUUUGUUCGUGUAA
Molecule: messenger RNA, 222 nt
Organism: Trichobilharzia szidati
Lineage: Eukaryota; Metazoa; Platyhelminthes; Trematoda; Strigeidida; Schistosomatidae
Source: the annotation of a GenBank genome assembly